This is a messenger RNA of Phymastichus coffea, 1078 nucleotides long. RefSeq names its product post-GPI attachment to proteins factor 3 (gene PGAP3). The record is from RefSeq and is a predicted model, not a curated record. Bases 44 to 1009 code for a protein of 321 amino acids. NCBI's taxonomy places the organism in Eukaryota, Metazoa, Arthropoda, Insecta, Hymenoptera, Eulophidae. Gene Ontology annotation, biological process: GPI anchor biosynthetic process. Gene Ontology annotation, molecular function: hydrolase activity, acting on ester bonds. The transcript is spliced from 7 exons. Gene Ontology annotation, cellular component: endoplasmic reticulum membrane.
CUAGCACCUUUAGAUUUCGUCUGCUCUCUAUUUUGUUUUGAAAAUGUCAAAAUCAUGGUUUAUUAUUCUGACAUUUUUACAAUUUCUCUCAGUAGCAAGGUCGUCGAUAGGUGACCGAUCCCAUUUUUACAAUAAUUGUGUCAAUAAUUGUCGAGUCGGCAACUGUAAAAAUGCCGUAGAUUUUAAAAAAUCUCCUAGUAUAGUUUUAAAGCUACUUUUUUGGACUUGUAAAGAAGACUGUAGUUAUCAUUGCAUGUGGGAAACUGUCAAUUUUUUCACGUCUAAAGGACUUCAAGUGCCACAAUUUUAUGGAAAAUGGCCAUUUAUUCGUAUUUUUGGAAUACAAGAGCCUGCAUCGGUGUUAUUUUCUAUUUUAAACUUCUAUGCUCAUGCUACUUACUAUCUCCAAUUUAGAAGAGAUGUUAGUUCCAUUUCACCAAUGUUUUUUGUGUGGACCUGGUUCUCAGUUAUCUGUUUACAUGGUUGGUUUUGGUCAGCUAUAUUUCACACACGAGAUAAAGAUUUUACAGAAGUUAUGGACUAUUCUUGCGCAUUUGUAAUUGUAUUAACCUUGUUAUAUUGCCUAUUGUUAAGGAUAUCGUGUAAGGAUGAAGUGAAAAGCAAAGUUUUCAUAGUAGUGACUGCUAUUUAUUUAGCAACAUUGUACACUCAUUUAAAUCAUCUUUGGUCUGGCAAAAUAGACUAUGGCUUCAAUAUGAAGUUCAAUAUAAUAAUUGGUUUUUUCACUUUUUUGUUGACAAUGAUCUGGUGGUACAAAAACCACAAAAGCCUACCUCAUGUGCAUUUAGCUGGCUGGUUCACUGUGUUAACAGUAUCAGUCACUUUAUUAGAAAUCGCUGACUUUCCUCCUAUUGUAUGGAUCUUUGAUGCACAUUCCUUGUGGCAUGCUUCCACUGUUCCAUUAGUGAAAUUGUUAUAUAGGUUUAUAAUUCUCGAUUGCCAAUAUCUUAGAAGACAAUAUGCAAAACUUGAGUCUGAUCAACUGUGAUGAAAAUGUUUUGAAAGAAGAUUUGAACAAAUAAUUUCGUAGAAAAAAAUUUAUUUUUUAUUGAUUUUU